AUGGAGGAAGAAGAAGGUAUUUCUCUUCUCAAAGUCGACGACGAUAACAAGGAGGAGAAGGAAGAAGAAGCACCGAAUGCGACAGAGUUGCAAAAGUCGACGCAAUUGCAAUUUUUGGGUGAUGAUGAAGAUUCAAAGAAAGAAGAAAAAAAAUUAGAAGAAGAAGAAGAAAAAACGAACAAUAACAACGCUUUAGUAACGACGACGACGACGACUUUGAGUAAUAAUAAUAAUAACGAUGAUAAAAAGAUCUUGUACCGAGACGUCCGCGCGGACACGCGAUGCUCCAUCUGUUGGGGCACCGUGAAAAAUUGCGUCACGGUGAGAGUGUGUUUACACCGAUUCUGCAACGACUGCGUGCAAGAAUCGAUUCGGAAAAAUCAAAUGUGCUGCCCAGAGUGUCGAGCGAAAGUGGCGUCGAGACGAGAUUUCGUCAAGGAUCCGAAAUUUGACGCGAUUGUGAGCGCGAUUUAUGCAGCGAAAGGAGGCGCUGAAUCGUACGACGAGAAAGAGGAAAGGUUUUCAAGGAAAGAGGCGACGACGAUUUUGGAGGAUAACUUGGAGAAACAGAGAGAGGAGAGGAACCGAUACGACGCCAUCGCGGAGCAGAUCAAGAAGGAGCAACAGGAGAGAAAAGAGCAGAGAUUGGAGAGGGAGAGACUUCGGGCGCAGAAGGAGAUAGAACAAAGGGAGAGAAUGGCGGCUGUGGAACGCGACAUGCGAAUGCAGCAGCAAGAUCAGUUGCAAAGACAUAUUAUGAUGCAACAACAACAGAGAGCGUUGGCGGGAGGAGGAGUUGCGACGGACCAUCAGUUAGAGAAAAGUGUCGGCAUAAUCGAUGACUACGACGAUUUGAUUCAAGGCGAUCGGUACAAGAGUCAAGCGGAGUACGAUCGACGGGUGAGAGAAGCGAAAGAUAAGAUAAAACGCGAAGCAGACGCAAAGAGGAUGGCAAUGAUGGCGUCCGGGAUGAAAAUUUUUAACUGGGAAGACGAUAACAAGUUGAAGCCGUUGCCAGCGCGAAUGGAUGUGGCGAUUAAGACGAGCGAUCAUGCGAAUGACAAUGAAAAUACAAGCGAACAGCUAGAAAAACGAAAACGAGAAGAAGAAGAACGACAGGUACAGUUGAAGCGCGAAGAGGAGCGACGAAAUUUCGAGGCAUUUACAAGAGAACAUAAAAUGAGCGGAAGAGUGGACUAUAAGAAAGUCAAGGAGCAGUUGUCGUUUACAGACUUGGUGAAAGCGAAGAAGUUUGAUUUAGAGCUCGCGAACGGGACGAGCAAUAGCAAAACAGUCUCUGGCAAGGAGAGUGGCGAAGGCAAAGAUCGAGGAAGCGACGAGGAGAACGAUGUAAGUCUCGCAAAUAUCAACAAUCGCGCGGCGCAGGGACACCAUGCCGCCACCGCCAACGCCGCAACCACCGCUGCACCUAUCAAUCUGCGUGGAUUUGUACCGAAGAAAAUGACAAUUUCCCACGAGAAUGGGAUGAUGCACAAAAGCGCUAUUGCUAAGGAAGAUUUCAUGCACAUCUCCUUACGACGCGUGUUGGGAGAUCCACUCGCGAUUGCAAAGUUUGAUCACAUGCUCGUCCCGAAAGAUUUGACGAUUGAAAACCUGUUAUCCUCGUUCGUCGUGCAAAACUUUUUCGUCAGCGCUAUCGUCUGGAAAGACAAAGAUGGUUCCGAAGAGAAGAGACAGAACGAACAGCUGAGAGUCGCAAACUUUAAGUUUGGCGAAGAAGCGGACGAAGUCAUGUGCGCGGAAUGCGGCGCGGGACAUUCGCCGGAGAAAAUUUUACUUUGCGAUGGAUGCGAUGCCGGUUUGCACUGCUUCUGCUUGACGCCGAAACUCGACGAUAUUCCAGAAGGCGACGAUCCGUGGUACUGCGACAAAUGCGAAAGCAAAAAGCCGCACAAGAAUACAACCGUGUACGAACUAUUCAAGGAUGAAAUAGAGAAAGGCGCUUUUCCUUUGGUUUUGAAUUACACCGGGCGCGCUUAA
Messenger RNA from Bathycoccus prasinos, 2001 nucleotides. RefSeq lists its product with no specific name. Gene Ontology annotation, molecular function: metal ion binding. The transcript has a single exon. The record is from RefSeq and is a predicted model, not a curated record. Lineage: Eukaryota; Viridiplantae; Chlorophyta; Mamiellophyceae; Mamiellales; Bathycoccaceae. Bases 1 to 2001 code for a protein of 666 amino acids.